AUGUCAGUAAAUUAUAGUGUACGCUUCUAUAUCUACGAUAAAAAUACGUUAGAGUAUCGUGCUAGUUGGUCAUUUCCUAUGCAGUUUCCAUUUUUACCAGUACAUCGUCUGGCUUUUCAAUUGCAUGUUCCAACAAAGAGUAUUGUCAUAGAAGAAUGUCAAGACCUUCAAUGUGGUGUGCAUGGCCAUUGUUCACGGUAUAUGAACACGAACAUUUCAUUCUGUUAUUGUGACGAAGGCUGGUCCGGUAAAUUGUGCGAUAUUCAACACAAAUGUGACUGCGCAUCAGGUUCAAUUUGCCUUCCUUCAUUUGCCUGUUUAUGUCCAUUAGAAAAGUUUGGACCUCGAUGUUAUGUAAAACAUCAGGAAUGUCCUUGCAAGAAUGGUGGAGUUUGUGUACCAGAUGAUGAACGAUCGAUUAAUUAUAGAGGAGUUUUCUGUAUUUGUGCAGACGGUUAUGCUGGUCCUACUUGUGAAAUACUUAACACAAAAAUAGAAGUUUACUUUGCAAGAGAAAUGGCAAUACCACUAUAUAUACUAGUGCACUUCAUUCAAGUAUUUGGCAAGCAAGCACCUCCCAAACAAGCAACUAUUUUUAAGCAAGUUCGACUCGAUGAAGACAAAGCAACACUCCAUAGAACUAUCCCGUUCCACCUUGGUUUUGUUGAAACAAACUCAAAAACUUACUAUCUCAGUUAUCUGCAACAAAAUUAUGUACCAUCAAGCAUGCUUUUAUGGACUGUCUCAUUCUCGGAUCAUUGUUCGCCAAUCGUUGAACUUUUCAAUCAAACUAUUGUUUCAAUGCAUAUUCUUCGUCGAAUGAAAUACUAUCAUAUUCCUUGUCGAGAACGAAAGAAUCUUGCGUGUUUUUAUGAUGAACGUCACAUGUGUAUUUGUGAUCGUGAUCGUCGUCAAGCAAACUGUCUCGAAUUCUAUCACAAUUCAACUUACAACUGUGAAGGACGAAUCAUAUGUGAGAACGGAGGUCAAUGCUAUAUCGAUGACUCCAAAUGUCCAACUUCAUUCAUGUGUGUUUGUACACCAUGUUCAUAUGGAUCACGAUGCCAAUUUUUACGAACAAGAUUCGAUCUCUCACUUGAUGCUAUUCUUGGCUAUCAGAUUCGACCAAAGAAAUCAUUGAUAGAGCAACGCUUUGCCAUCAAAAUGACUAUUGGGAUCGUUAAUUUCAUGUUCGUAUGUAGUCUUGUCAGUGGAAUAUUAUCCAUUCUAACGUUUCAAACGAGAAAGGCACGAGAAGCAGGUUGUGGUUACUAUCUUUUAAUAUCAUCAUAUGUUUCAAUCUUACUUAUGGUUAUAUCUGUAAUCAAAGUAUCUCUUGCUAUCACAUCACAUAUGGCUCUGAUAACAAAUCAUGCUUUCCUAUCAUUAACUUGUAUAUUAAUUGAAUUUCUCAUAAAAAUAUUUUCCAAUUAUGGUGAUUGGCUCAAUACAUGCGUGUCAAUUGAACGAGCUGUUACUGUCAUGAAAGAAAAUACAUUUAAUCAAAAUAAAUCAAAGCAAGUUGCUAAAUAUAUGAUUGUCGUUGUUUUUCUAUUGGUCAUUGUAACACACUUACAAGAUCCCAUUCAUCGGCAGUUAAUCGAUGAUGAAAAAGAAGAUAGACAAUGGUGUGUGGUCCAAUACAAUUCGUUUCUCAAAACUUAUAAUUCAACUAUACUAUUUAUUCAUUUUCUCGGUCCAUUUACAGUCCAUAUUAUUUCAGCUCUUCUCAUCAUCAGCAAAGUUGCUCGACAUCGCGCUGCUGUCAAAAAGCAUCAAACCUAUAUUCAACAUCUUCACAUUCAGGCUAAUCAAUUCAAACAUUUAUUGAUCAGUCCAUUUAUUCUCGUUGGUUUAGGUUCACCUCGAGUAGUUAUAUCAUUUUUAUCUGAUUGCAUGAAAUCAUCGAGAAAUCCUUGA
Messenger RNA from Rotaria sp. Silwood2, 1920 nucleotides. The record is from the annotation of a GenBank genome assembly. NCBI's taxonomy places the organism in Eukaryota, Metazoa, Rotifera, Eurotatoria, Philodinida, Philodinidae.